This is a messenger RNA of Helobdella robusta, 336 nucleotides long. RefSeq lists its product as hypothetical. The coding region runs from base 1 to 336 and encodes 111 amino acids. Lineage: Eukaryota; Metazoa; Annelida; Clitellata; Rhynchobdellida; Glossiphoniidae. The transcript is spliced from 2 exons. The record is from RefSeq and is a predicted model, not a curated record.
AUGGUCAAGUUGGUUGCAUUCUGUGCCAUGCUGGUUGCUCUGCAGCUGGUCAAUGGUGAUGGUUGCUGGUACGACUACUUAAAAAUGAAGCUGCCGGAAGACGAGCUGGUAGCCAUCGACGACAAGACAGCUCUUGACGACUGCAAAAAAGUUUGUGUGGACACUGCAAUCUGCUACGUCGUUCAGGUUUCUGGUGGUAAGUGCUACAUAAACAAAAACCCCGUGGUCAACUGGGACAAAAUCAUGGAAGACCAAGAAGAUUCCAACAUCUACUCAUAUGCCUCUUGCAGUGAAGCACCCAAGGACACGCCGGCUGAAACACCCGAAUCUGAAUAA